GCAUGUCAUUCCGAUUAUUUCAUAUUUGAAUAAUCGAUCGGUCUGUGUGAAAAUAAAUACUGAGUCGUCUGAGCCUAGUACUAUUUCAGGUUUAAGAAGAUUAGUUAUUAAUUAACUUUGUCUAAAACAAUAUAUUAUUACUAAUAUAAGUGAUGACUUCUGAAAGUGAAAAUGAUAUUAUACAGUAUGUACCAUUUAUGUCGUUUGUGCACCCAUCGUUUUGGCAUACCCUCACAGAAAUAAAACUGGAUGUUGACAAAUUAUGUGAUAGCACCAAGACUAUUUACGGUCGCUACACAUACAGAGAGGAUUUGGCCGCCGUUUUUGAAGUGGAUGGGACAUCGUUCAACAGCUCUCCACAAACUGAAAAGUAUUAUGAAGAUGUAACUGGAAUUAUAAUGAAUAAAAACACUGUAGAAGAUUUCAAGAAUAUUGAUAAGGCUGCAUUACUGAAUACAGUUGGUAAAAAUAUAUGGACAAAUAUACAGAAGAAGACAUGGAUUGAAAAUCCUAAUUCUUUAUUGAACUUUCUUCUGAUUUCAUUUGCUGAUCUCAAGAAAUACCAUUACUACUAUUGGUUUGCAUUCCCCACUCCAAGUCAACCUACUGUGGUUUUAACUGAAAAGCCAAGAUUAAUAUCAACUCAAUUCCACAUUGAUUACCUUGAAUUACUAGUUGAAGGCUACCAAGCCUUAAAACCAAGCCAAAGAUCAUUCUUUAUAGUUUUCAAAAAAGAUGAAAAUUUGACGGUUCUUCCAUUGUCAAAAAUUAUAAAAUCAAGUGAUUUAAGCAUUGACUUAGUAUGUUCACCACAUUUUUAUUUUGCAUUUGCUGAUUCAAGUAACACCAAUAAUCCAGGAUGGCCUUUGAGACUCUUCAUGGCAGCUUUGAUUGAUCACUUUCCAAGUCUUUUGGGAAAAAAUAUUCAAGUCAUUGGCUUUAGAUGCAAUGCUAACUUUGAAAUAGGAAAAAGUCUUAUUUACUCUAUUUAUAUUCCACAGGAUGUGCAGUCAGCAGAAAGCGCUGGUUGGGUUGGAUGGGAGAGAAAUGAUAAAGGAAAUUUUGGUCCCAAGCUAGCCAACAUGGCAGCUUCUAUGGACCCAGUGAUUUUAGCAGAUGCAUCCUCAGAUCUGAACAUUAAACUGAUGAAGUGGCGGUUGGUACCUGAUAUAGACGUGGAGGUGAUGAAGAACACUACAUGUUUAUUGUUUGGAGCUGGUACUCUCGGGUGCCAUGUGGCUCGUGAUCUCUUGGCUUGGGGAUUUCGUCAUAUAACAUUCAUUGAUAACGGAAAAGUGUCAUUUUCAAAUCCAACGCGUCAAGUACUUUUUAACUAUCAGGACUGUUUACAUGGAGGACGUAUGAAAGCCGAGGCGGCUGCUGAUAGUCUGAAACAUAUACUACCUACUGUGACCACCAAGGGUGUAGCACUUCAUGUACCGAUGCCUGGUCAUCCAAUCGGAGAAUCUCUUAAGGCUGAAACUAUAUCGGACAUCAACAUUAUUGGUGAAGAAAUUGUAGAUCACGAUGUGAUAUUUUUGUUAUUGGAUACGAGGGAAGCGCGAUGGUUGCCUACACUCUUGGCAACAUAUUAUGGAAAGACAGUAAUCAAUGCAGCGUUGGGUUUCGACAGUUACUUGGUAAUGAGGCAUGGUGUAGGCGGUGUGGCGCCAUCAGAGGGCACUUCAUCCAUGAACACCACUCAUAUUGCAGGAGGACAACUAGGAUGCUAUUUUUGUAACGACGUCACCGCGCCAGGGAAUUCCCUUAAAGAUCGUACACUUGACCAACAAUGCACCGUAACUCGGCCGGGCGUGGCGGCCAUAGCAGGGGCGCUUGCUGUAGAAAUGUUAGUUGGAUUGCUUCAGCACCCUCAGAAAGUAGAAGCACCAGCGGUAUACAACUUGAAUCAAGAAAACGAUACGAAUACAUCAUCGCAAGGUGUUCUCGGCCCGGUACCGCAUUCUAUCAGAGGUUUCCUCCAUUCACAUCAAACAGUAUUGCCAACAUGCGCAAAGUUUAAACAAUGCAUAGCCUGCUCCGAUGUAGUUGUGAGCAAGUAUAAACAAGGUGGAAUUGAAUUCUUAUUCAACGUAUUCAAUAGUGGGCGCUAUUUGGAAGAAGUGACCGGAUUAACGGAGUUACAUAUGACUGCGGAAAUGACUGAAAUAUUAACUUUAUCUGAUAAUGAAGAUGAUGAAUAAAAUGGAACAUAACCAAAUACUACACAUAUAUUAUCUGACUUCCAUUGCAAUAUUGCAGCUUUUUAUAUUAUUGUAGCUUUUAAAAUUGUGGUCAUAUACAUGAAAAAAUGGCUUUAUAUGUUGUGAUAUUACUUAUUUAUAAACAUAUUGCAUUUAUAUGUUAUUUAUGAAUUAAUAUAAUCAUAUCUAAAUAAAGACUUCA
Molecule: messenger RNA, 2406 nt
Organism: Achroia grisella
Lineage: Eukaryota; Metazoa; Arthropoda; Insecta; Lepidoptera; Pyralidae
Gene: Atg7
Product: ubiquitin-like modifier-activating enzyme ATG7
Exons: 11
Coding region: 153-2204 (683 amino acids)
Biological process (GO): piecemeal microautophagy of the nucleus; autophagy of mitochondrion; C-terminal protein lipidation
Cellular component (GO): cytoplasm; phagophore assembly site
Molecular function (GO): Atg12 activating enzyme activity; Atg8 activating enzyme activity
Source: RefSeq, a predicted model, not a curated record